Hippocampus zosterae (dwarf seahorse) is the source of this 1972-nucleotide messenger RNA. It is a transcript of the gene traf3ip2l, whose product is annotated as TRAF3 interacting protein 2-like. Gene Ontology annotation, biological process: positive regulation of canonical NF-kappaB signal transduction; humoral immune response. Bases 311 to 1507 code for a protein of 398 amino acids. The transcript is spliced from 10 exons. NCBI's taxonomy places the organism in Eukaryota, Metazoa, Chordata, Actinopteri, Syngnathiformes, Syngnathidae. The record is from RefSeq and is a predicted model, not a curated record.
GCAGCUAUUCGGCGCACGUGUUUUGUAAAGUUGAGUAAAAUACCUGACAUUGCGUGGGAAGUAGGCGGCGGGCGUGACUUGCAGGAAAGCCACAGACACUCGACGAGUGCACCUCGCAUCAAAUCACAAGAUCGAACCGAAGACGGGGGGGUACCACACGGCGGACGAUUCCCCACAAAGUAGUCGCCUAGCGAGCUCGUUUUCCGGCUCAGGGAGUUGAAUUGGGCGUCGUCGGUUAGGAUUUUCACAAACCACCGCAGGCUGGAGCUAAGUGCAGUGUGAACACACAUGGAUGUGAGGAGUCUCAAUCAUGCUGCCGGCUUGCAAAUCUCCAAAUAGUUGGUUCCUGAGCAACAGCAACACGCCGCAAGAGGACGAUGAGACCAUGAGCGCCGAACAGCGAGAAGCGACCGCCACCCCCAAAUUGGACUCGGCCCCGCUUUACGAAGGCUGGGCUUCCAGCACCUCCUCCGGGCUCGGCGUGCAAAAUUUGGAGCAGGACACAGAAUGCGAGACGGACAUGAAUUCCUGCCCCGACCUGAGCGAGCGUUCCUUCCCGCUCACGCCGUUUCCGAGCCUGGCGGACGGUAGCUGGCCGCAGCAGCCCGGUUUCUCCGGCGACUGGUCGGGAUAUCCCAGCGGCGAACUUCCGCCCAGGUCGGACCCCAAAGAACUCUGCAGCUGCUGCGGCCACAGCUUCCAAUCCGGACACAAGUUGAGCCUGGAGCAGCCGUGCUCGCUGCGCUCCGAGCCGCCCAGCCGCCACCUGACGCUGCCGCCGUACAUGUGCUCGCCGGCGGGUGCCGCCUGCUGGGCCCAGUGUCCCGCCGACGCCCCCGCCGGGGGGGGCAUCAAGCUACCGCUGCAUCAGUACCAAGCGGCUUACGCCCCCCAGCACUGUGAUUGCAGACCUCCCUGGGGCCGAGUCACUCCAAUGGGCCACAGCGUUCCCCCUGGCGAGAAGCCACCGACGCAAAGCAUGUCGUUGUCGCUGGCGCAGAGGAAAGUGUUCGUCACGUACGAGGCGGACGACGACGCGCACGUCAACGAGAUCAUCAAGUUCGUGGCCCUGCUGCGGCACAACGGCUUCGACACGCACAUUGACAUAUUCGAGCAGCAGUUCCGCAGCAUCAGCAAGAUCGACUUCAUGGAGCGCUACCUCAGCGAAAAAGACUACCUGAUCAUCAUCAUCAUCAGCCCAAAGUACCACGAGACGGUCACCACCGCCCACGUCGGCCCCGACAACGACGAGAGGACUUGCAAUACCGUCUACAUCCACAAACAGCUCCAGUAUGAGUUCAUCCAGAAUGGAAGCAAGAAUUUCCGCUUCAUUCCCAUUUUGUUCCCCGGGGCGAAAAAGGGUCACGUUCCUAACUGGCUGCUGAACACGCACGUGUACCGUUGGCCGCGCGACCGCGACGACAUCCUGCGACGGCUGAUGAGGGUUGAGAAGUACAACCCGCCGCCCAUCGGAGAACUGCCCACCAUCGUGUCCAUCCCCAUCUAGAACCCUUUUCUCAAUAAUGCUUUGAAACAAUCGUCGCCAGGGCCCUUCUAGGUGGCAGGAAGUGAUGGGGGAGGGGGGGAUGCUAAUGCUAAACUCAUCAUUCAAGCCCGGCAGUCUGUUUUAUCUGGCCUUGGUCAAAUGACACAGGAGUUUGUUUACAAGUACAGUUUUUUGCCACCCGCAAGUACGUGUGACGUCAGGUCUACAGAAGAUUCUGGUUGGUUUGAGGAGUUACGCGUCGGGGAGGUUCUCCGCUAAGAACGUUCCUUGAAUUGACAGCAGGAGUGGUGAGAAGAUGAAGAGACAUUUUGGAUGGGAUGGAUGAGUGGUGGCUCUCUCAACAGUUCAUGGAAUUUUGCAUUGGAAUUUAUUUUGAAAGACUUUUGUGUCUUUUUUUGUGUGUGUCUGAGAAUUUCAGAACUGCUGAAUAGAAUCUUACCUUUAAAAUAAACAUUUUUGGCUCUA